GUGUGCUCUACGUAAGCUAGUUUGGAAUAUGUUUCGAUUAUAUAGAUCAGGCGCAUUCGUUUUCUCACCAAAAACAGCACGCGUGUUCAGACAGAGACUUAUGGACCAUCUACUAUGAGAUUAUACUGUAGAUCUUUCACUCUCCUCCCAUUCCUCCAACACACAACCCGCCAUCGGCCGUCAAACUGUCGACAGACCGAUGCCCUUGCUGUAUCCCACAGACUCCUGCCCUUCAGGGGGCUGUCCACAGAUGGCUCCCCUCAGCCCAGAAUUUGCCCAAACUCUGUCGAAGUUCUGGGACAUGUCUACCCGCGAGAUGACAUGACCAACGUGACAGCGAAAGUCUUAUCUAAAGUUGGCUGCCAGUUGCACAACCGUCCGCACCAUCCCUUGUGGCUUAUUAAAGAACGCAUCAAAGACCAUUUCUACCAGUCUUACGUGGGCCGCUCGGGAAACCCGCGCUUUUCGGUACAUGACAAUCUCAGCCCGGUAGUGACGGUGGAGCAAAACUUUGACAGCUUGCUCAUUCCUCCAGACCAUCCUAGUCGAAAAAAAGGAGACAAUUACUACCUGAACCGCGCGCACAUGCUGCGGGCGCACACCUCCGCCCAUCAAAAAGAGCUGGUGAGCUCGGGGCUCGACUGCUUCCUUCUGGCUGGAGAUGUGUAUAGGCGAGAUGAGAUAGACUCCAGUCACUAUCCGGUUUUUCACCAGAUGGAGGGAGUACGACUUUUCUCAAACCAUGAGCUUUUCGCCAAAGUGGAGAAUGGUGAGGACCUGUCGCUGUUUGAGCGUGCUGGUCACCAUACACAUCAGAAACAGGAAACACACACACUGGAGGCUGUCAAACUCGUGGAGUUCGAUCUGAAACAGACACUCACACGUCUCACGCGACACCUUUUCGGUGAAGAUUUGGAAAUCCGCUGGGUGGACUGCUACUUCCCCUUCACACACCCCUCCUUUGAGAUGGAGGUGCGCUUUCAAGGUGAUUGGCUGGAGGUGCUGGGCUGUGGGGUCAUGGAGCAGGAACUGGUCAACUCAGCUGGUGCUACUAAUAAAAUUGGCUGGGCUUUCGGUUUAGGGCUGGAGAGGCUCGCCAUGGUUCUGUUCGGCAUCCCGGAUAUCCGACUGUUCUGGAGCGAGGACGAACGCUUCCUGAAGCAGUUCUGCCUGUCUGACAUCUAUCAAUCUGUCACCUUUCAAGCUCUCAGUAAGUAUCCUCCGCUCUUCAAUGACAUCUCUUUCUGGCUGCCGUCUGACGGUUACACGGAAAACGACUUUUACGACCUGCUGCGCAGUAUCGGAGGAGACCUAGUGGAGAAGGUCACACUGGUGGACAGCUUUAUACAUCCAAAGACGAAGAGAGCGAGCCACUGUUACCGCAUCGUGUACCGUCACAUGGAGAGGACCCUGACCCAGGAGGAAGUGCGGAUUAUUCAUGCAGCCAUUGAGCAGGCGGCUGAAAAAGAGCUUGGAGUGCAGGGAAGAUAUUGAAGUGAUCUUCAAGAAGCCUCCCACUUCUCAUAUUAGGAAUAGCGGAUAUAGUAACAUCUCUCUUUUAACUGAUAAAAGGAUUUGUAAAGCAGUUACAACUGUUCUGAAUCAGGGAGUCCAUCUAGAUUUGUCUUUAAGUCUAUCCAAAGUUUUGUCUUUGUCUUUAAGUUUUCUCACUCAAAUACAAAAAUUACUAAAGCACUAUAUGUGUUUUUUUUGGAUUAUCUUUUUCUUUAACGAUCAUUUAUUUUAAAUGAAGCAGGAUUUUGAGAGUUUUGAACUGUUUGUUCUUGAUAACCCCUUUAAACCUUAUAGCACUUUCUCAUACAUCAGAGUUUGGCACUCACUUCUUCAUAGCACAGUCUGGAAUUUCUUAAAGGAACAGUUCUCCCAAAAAUGGAAAUUCUCUUAUAAUUAAUUAACCCUCUUGCCAGAUGUAUUUACUUCAUUUCUUUGUCAAAUUUGAUAAAGAUUCCCAUACAGUUUUGCUAAUGUAUACAAUGUAAAAAAUACUCAAUCAUUUUUUUAACCCAUGGUUGAGUUAAAAGGGAUGCAUUUAGCCAUCGGGUUAUAAAUGAUUCUUUGAUGAGUUGUUUCAGCCCAAAAAUGCUAAAUUAUUUCAACUCAUUGCUGGGUCAGAUGUGACCCUGGACAACAAAACCGGUCAUAGGUAGCAUGGGUGUAUUUGUAGUUAUGGCCAACAAUACAUUUGUAACAAUCCUGUUGGUCCCCGGCCUGUUUUCCCGUGUUUUCCCCAAGAACUUAAUUUUUUCCACGCUCCCUCACCUGUCCCUCGUCAAUAGGCCUUUUUCACAUGACGUCACGCACCUUCCGUUCUGCCGCGAAGCAGUGUAGAGUUACUUUCACUAGCGCCUCAAAAUGGAGUUUACCAAGUCCCUUGCACAGUUUCCACAAAUACAGCUAGAUGAUGUACAACAUCUUGCAGACAAGAUCAAAGCUAGAUAAAGGAUUACGAGUUGAAACGUAUCUGUUUGAUUAUAAAGGUAAGUGUUUUGUUUUCUUUACGUGUUGGCGAAGGUGCUAGGAUAAGUGCUUGAAUACGUGUUCUUUUAUUUUUUUUACUGUUUUUAAAUUCCAGAGCAACGGUAAAACAGAAGUUUUUCUUCUUCUUGUUUGCGGCAAGAUGGAUGCUAUGAUACACUGCUUUGCGAAAAGGCGGAAGUUACAUCAUUGUGAAAAGGGCCUAUUAUCCACGCACCAGCCUAAAGAUCAUGUUCCAUGAAAAUAUUUUGUAAAUUUCCAAACGUAAAUACAUCAAAACUUUAUUUUGGAUGCAGCAAAAUCGCGGACAAAACUUAACUAGUUUUGAGGUCCAGGGUCACAAAUAUGAAUGUUCUCUGGGUUUAUUGAACUCAGUGGUUGGAUUCGUCCCUUUUGACCCAACCAUGGGUUGAAAAUAGUUUAGGUAACAACUUGUUGAAGGUUUAGAAUAGAGCGUGUAAACUAUUUUCAGAUAAACUUUUUCCUUUAACUCACUGUGUCACUAUAAGGGUUGUACAUUUGAUUUUAGCAAAUGUUAAAAAUGGCUUUUACAGAGUCAAAUGCCUGUCAGCUGCUGGUCUCUUGUUUCUACAUUUGAAUAAAGAAGAUGUGAGGAAGCAUGUACUGAGUUGCGGAAAUCACUAAGAAAAUUGAACCCUUUCUCAAAGUCACCCCACUAUAUAAUGUUAAAAGAAAAGCUUAAAGUUCUUUACAGAGAAAGUAAAUAAACAAUACGGUGUUGAGGUGUGA
Molecule: messenger RNA, 3246 nt
Organism: Triplophysa dalaica
Lineage: Eukaryota; Metazoa; Chordata; Actinopteri; Cypriniformes; Nemacheilidae
Gene: fars2
Product: phenylalanyl-tRNA synthetase 2, mitochondrial
Exons: 7
Coding region: 115-1494 (459 amino acids)
Biological process (GO): phenylalanyl-tRNA aminoacylation
Cellular component (GO): cytoplasm; mitochondrion
Molecular function (GO): ATP binding; tRNA binding; phenylalanine-tRNA ligase activity
Source: RefSeq, a predicted model, not a curated record